CGCCGCCAUCAUGGUGUUCAAACGCUAUGUGCAGAUAGGCCGUGUUGCCUACAUCUCUUUUGGUCCCCAUGCUGGUAAACUUGUGACAAUUGUUGAUGUAAUUGACCAAAAUAGAGCUCUUAUUGAUGGUCCCUGCACUGGUGUAAGAAGGCAGGCCAUGCCAUUCAAGUGCAUGCAGCUUACUGACUUUGUUCUGAAGUUCCCCCACAGUGCUCGGCAGAAAUAUGUCCGUAAAGCCUGGGAGAAGGAGAAGAUCAAUGAGAAGUGGACUGCUACUAACUGGGCAAAGAGGAUUGAUGCUAGAGAGAGGAAAGCAAAGAUGACAGAUUUUGACCGUUACAAAGUUAUGAAGGCAAAGAAAAUGAGGAACAAGAUAAUCAGACAUGAAAUGAAGAAACUCCAGAAAGAGGCUACCAAGCCAGCAAAAUAA
Staurois parvus is the source of this 430-nucleotide messenger RNA. NCBI's taxonomy places the organism in Eukaryota, Metazoa, Chordata, Amphibia, Anura, Ranidae. The record is from the annotation of a GenBank genome assembly.